CAUACAGUCCUGGUGACGAGCGAAGGAGAGGUCUGGAGCUUCGGGUCAGACGGGUGGGACGGGCGGCUCGGGCAUGGCGAUAGGAGAGCACAUGGCUGCCUCGGGCUCGGCCACCUCGCGGCGUGCUUCACUCCUCGUCCUGUUCCUGCUCUUGCCGGGACGCCAGUGCUGGAAGUAGCGGCAGGAGGAGCGCACUGUGUGCUCGUGACAAGGGAGAACGUGGUGAUGGCGUGGGGGCUGGGAAAGUUCGGGCAGCUAGGAACAGGUUCACGAUCGAGGCAGAUGUUGCCGGUGGAGGUCACGGCGCUGAGGAGGAAGAACAUCAUCGGGGUAGCAGCAGCCGGUAGCUUCAGCGGUUUUGUGUCAGAGGAUGGGUCCUUGUACAUGUGCGGGUGCGGAUGGGACGGGCAGCUCGGGCUCGGGGACCGUGAGGGGAGCAUGUACCCGGAGAGAGUCGAGUCGCUCUGUGGGCUGCGAGUGAAGGAUGUUUCAGCAGGAGGGAGGAGCCUGACGGUAGUGACGGAGGCAGGGGCCGUGCACACGAGCGGGGCAGGGUUCGAGGGUCAGCUGGGGAGGGGAGAGCAGGCAAGGCUGUCCUCUAGGUUCGAGCAGGUCGAUGAGGCGCUGUUCGGUCGUUUCGUCCUCUCCGUCUCCUCUGCGCUCGGCCAUGUCGUCGCGCUGACAAGGAGCGGAGAGAUGUUCUCGUGGGGA
Molecule: messenger RNA, 711 nt
Organism: Guillardia theta CCMP2712
Lineage: Eukaryota; Cryptophyceae; Pyrenomonadales; Geminigeraceae
Exons: 3
Source: RefSeq, a predicted model, not a curated record